Chelonia mydas (Green sea turtle) is the source of this 1858-nucleotide messenger RNA. RefSeq names its product sulfotransferase 2B1-like. The transcript is spliced from 6 exons. Gene Ontology annotation, biological process: sulfation. The record is from RefSeq and is a predicted model, not a curated record. Gene Ontology annotation, cellular component: cytoplasm. Bases 73 to 930 code for a protein of 285 amino acids. NCBI's taxonomy places the organism in Eukaryota, Metazoa, Chordata, Testudines, Cheloniidae. Gene Ontology annotation, molecular function: sulfotransferase activity.
GCACGAUGUCCCCUAGCAUCACACAGGGGCCAGCACUGAUGCUGGGAGGUCUGUCUCUGUCCCAGCCUUGCCAUGGCAGAUGAAUACUUCACCCACAAGGGGUUGCUGUUCCCAUGUCUGAAUUACUCCACUGCGGCGCUGAGCUACGUGGAGAAUGAAUUCCAGGUGCGGGACAACGACAUCUUCAACGUCACCUACCCCAAGUCAGGCACUAACUGGAUGCUGGAUAUUCUGAGUCUGAUCCGUUGUGACGGGGACCCCGGCUGGGUGUGCAGCGUGCUGAACUGGGAGCGAUCGGCCUGGGUGGACAACAAGAAUGGGCUGAAGGCUGCCCUGAAAUACCCCCCGCCCCGGCUGAUCUGCUCCCAUCUCCCUGUUCAGCUCUUCCCCAAGUCCCUGCAGCGCUCCGAGGCCAAAAUCAUCUACACCCUGCGCUGCCCCAAGGACGUCCUGGUCUUGCUCUACCACUUCUCCAAGCUGCUGCACCUUUUCAAGGACCCUGGCUCAUUGGAUUCCUUCUUUGAGGAUUUCCUGAGCGGGAAUGUGGCCUAUGGCUCCUGGUUCGACCACGUCACCGGCUGGAUGGGGCUGAAGGGCAACGGGAACUUCUUCCCCAUCACCUACGAGGAGCUGCAGCAGGAUCCACUGGGCAGCGUGCGGAGAAUCUGCCACUUCCUGGGGAAGGAGCUGAGUGAGGAGCAAGUGGCCGCUGUGGUAGAGAACGCCUCCUUUCAGAGCAUGAAGGGGAACAAAAUGUCCAACUUCUCCCAGGCGGAGGACCAGUACAUGGACCACCAGAAGGGGGAGUUCUUGAGGAAAGGGAUCUGCGGCGACUGGAGGAACCAUCUCUCGGAGGCGCAGAGCCAACGAUUCGACACUGUUUACCGGGAGCGGGUGCAAGGUCUGGGCAUGACCUUCCCCUGGGACUGACGGCCCUGUGCCCGCCACGUCUGUGCCCGCAAUACACCAGCCCUGCGCCACCCACGUGCUGCUGUGCUUAGUGUGCCCUGGGAGAUGCCCCCUGGGGCAGCGUCACUGGGCUGGGGCAUGUGACCAGCAGGGGGCAGCACCCACCCGUGGGCACCCAUCGGGCAGAUCUACAUUUUUACUAAUACGUGUGAACAAAGGGUUUCUUACUAAGAACAGAGACAGACACUGUAAAUCUUGCUUUUGCCUAAUCCAGAUUGGUCUGUUGGUAUAAUGGGACUAGAGAAGAGCAGUUAAAGUCUGCCUGGGCAUGGUGGGAAUGUCAUAUACGAGUGCACACUUGAAAACUGCCUCAAUUCCUUAUCUCACGGCAAGGUCAAACAACCAGUUGGGGGGGCAAGGGGAACUGGGGGGUCGGCAUUUUUAGUAAACACUAAAAACCAAAGAACGGCCUUCCCUUGGCCAGAGCACACCCUCACUCCUUAUACCUCCCAUGGGCUACAAAAGGGGUGGGACAAAGACCCCAACUCACGACACUCCAAAACGGAACAUGACCAUAGGUUGCAAGGGGUGGGGCUAGGGUAUAUUUGGGCCUGCUAAGAAGUGGGUGUGACGGGUUGGAUCACAGAAACCCCCUUCGGGCUGCCAACUAUUGUGCCAAGACUACUUCUGCCCCUGCUUUCCCUGCCAGCUAAGGACUCCAGCAGCCUGUCUUGCUGAGCCAGCCACACCAGUCUGCUCCAACACAGACCCCGGGUCUGAACCACGGGCCCCAAAGCUGCGGACUUAGCUGAAAGCAACUUCAGAAGUGUUCCUGCCUUUACCACUCAGGUGCCCAACUCCCAGUGGGGUCCAAACCCCAAAUAAAAUAUACCUUCUUACUAUAUGUUCCAUUCUAUGCAUCCGAUGAAGUGGGCUGUAGCCCACGAAA